Rhodamnia argentea is the source of this 2525-nucleotide messenger RNA. RefSeq lists its product as uncharacterized. The record is from RefSeq and is a predicted model, not a curated record. The coding region runs from base 503 to 1906 and encodes 467 amino acids. The transcript has 10 exons. NCBI's taxonomy places the organism in Eukaryota, Viridiplantae, Streptophyta, Magnoliopsida, Myrtales, Myrtaceae. Gene Ontology annotation, molecular function: 3'-5'-RNA exonuclease activity; calcium ion binding.
GAAGAAAUCAUUCUUGAGGAAAAGAGAGCGUAAAAAAGGGCGAGGAACCACAGAAAAAACCUGGCCGUUUCACGGGUCACCAGGAGGUGGAGGAGGGAGACCGCCGGUACCGGUUAAUUCCGUUAUUCUCCUUUCAGCCCCCGUCGCCUUAUUCCCCGAUCGAAAUUGAAAUUUAAACCCACCUUUUACCGGCUGUUCCCCGUUCCCCAUUGCCGCCACCUCACCACCGCCUCCGCCACCUCCUCCUCCCUCUCCGUCGUCGUCUCUAUAAAUAGGAGCGAAAUCGAACCUCGCUGCUCCUUUCUUCGCAAGCACCAACGGCGAGCGCUCUUUAGCGUCUUCGAAGCGGGACUUGGGGCUCGUCGGUAUUUUGCAUUGCGCGUCGUUUCUUCCGGACGAAUCGUUAGCAUCGGAAGGAGGGAAGCGGGAUACCUCUUGGUUUGUCCUUUUGCGAUUUGAUUUUUGCGGUAUAUAUUUGGAGGAUUUGUGCCCGAUUCGGAACAUGAGGAAGGAGAAGAGGCGCGCGAUGAAGGGGAGGGUGUCGCGGAUCGGGAGCUACGCGAUCGCGUCGUCGGUCGGCGAUCGUCAGCAUCCUUGCAUUACCUGCACUACCUUCAACAUUCUCGCCCCUAUCUACAAGCGCUUGAACCUUAAGGAUCGCAGUUGUCGUGAAAGUGACUACAGAGCUUAUUGGCUUGAGAGGAAUCAUCGGAUAUUGGAUUGGUUGUUAGACGAAAGGUCAUCGAUUAUUUGCCUUCAGGAGUUCUGGGUCGGUAAUGAAGAGCUCGUCAACAUGUACGAGAAGAGGCUGGGUGAUGCUGGUUAUAUCAGUUUCAAGCUUGCACGGACCAACAACCGUGGAGAUGGAUUGCUGAUUGCUGUUCGGAGAGACUAUUUUAGAGUCAUCAAAUAUAGGGAGCUACUUUUCCCUGAUUGCGGAGAUCGGGUUGCUCAGUUAUUACACGUUGAACUAGUUGCACCCUUCCCAGAGUGCCGUAGUAAUGAUGUUGGGCAAGAAAUCCUCAUUGUCAAUACCCACUUAUUAUUUCCCCAUGACUCUAGUCUCUGUAUAGUACGACUUCAUCAGGUGUACAAAAUCUUGCAAUCCGUGGAAUCAUAUCAGAAAGAAAACAACCUGAAUUCCUUGCCCAUAAUACUCUGCGGCGACUGGAAUGGAAGUAAACGUGGUCAUGUUUAUAAGUUCCUUAGGUCUCAGGGGUUUGUUUCCUCGUAUGAUACUGCUCAUCAGUACACUGAUGCAGAUGCUCAAAAGUGGAUUAGCCACAGGAAUCAUCGAGGAAAUAUCUGUGGCGUAGAUUUUAUAUGGCUCCUCAAUCCUAACAGCUACAGAAAAUUACUAAAGACAAGUUGGAUUGAGACGGUGUUUGGCAUGUUCAAGUGUUUACUGAGGAGAGCUUCACCGACAGAAAAGGAUGCUUUUGCAUUUCUCAAGGCCGAUAAUCAUGGUGAUUAUAUAACCUACUCGGGUUUCUGUGACGCACUUAGACAGUUCAAUUUGACUGGCGACAGCCAUGGGCUUAGUGCUGAAGAGACAAAGGACUUAUGGGACGAAGUAGAUAUCGAUGGCAAUGGUGUUGUCGAUUUUGAAGAAUUUCAGCAACGAAUCUGGAACCCCUCCUGGUCAGAGCCAAAGACUGAAGAGAAAAAUGAGCGUCGGGAUGGAAAAGGGUGUCGGGAGCAGACAAUUGGUUUCAGUGUUAAAAAUGCCGUUCUGUUCCCGCCUGAAGUGGAGAAAGGAAGGUGGCCUGAAGAUUAUUCUCUCUCCGAUCACGCUCGACUUACGGUGGUGUUCUCACCUAUAAAAAUGCCGUGCUCACAGUUAAUAAACCGACCCUUGCCUGAUGCAUCUGGCUUCGUGGAUUUAGGGUCCAAAGCAAAAGAAUAAGGUAUAAUCUCGAGCUCCAGUAAGAGCGGAAAGAUCUUGUUCUAGCUCACUACUUGAGUUGGCGUAUCGUUACAUUCUCCCAAUGCCGAGGUAUGAUUAUGACAUGAUUACGGCAUCCUUCGCCGGCCACGAGCAUCUCAGACCUAUGCCUUGAGUGGACUAAGGGAUGCCAUGAGAAGCUCAUUUCAUUUUUUAUUAUUUCCCUCACCCACAUUUCAGACAUCUGCACCAUCCUCAUCAGUCCUCGCACAUUUCUGCUCCGUUACUUCCCAUAUUCACUCAUUUUCCGAGAGUAGCUGUUAUACUGGAUCUUUAAGCCUCUGGGGUUUUGCUCCCGUGGGUCUCGAUGCAGUUUUGGGAAAAGCCGAUAGAAGCGGCGAAAGAAGGAAAGGAGAGAGAGAUGAAAAAUUCAGAGAAGUAGAUACAUGUACAUUCCACAGGUGAUCCGUAGUCUGUGCACGAGAGAUGUUAGGGAUUUUUGUUUUUAUUUUUUAAUAUGUCGCGAGAGAUUUUUGUUCUGGCUGGCUACAGCAGAUUGUAAUUGUACAGAAACACGUAUUGCAUUGUCGAGAAUACAGAGGGUUUCCGAAGGGAUUGUUCGAUACAUGGACUCGGAUGA